Molecule: messenger RNA, 1614 nt
Organism: Naegleria lovaniensis
Lineage: Eukaryota; Heterolobosea; Eutetramitea; Acrasida; Naegleriidae
Exons: 1
Coding region: 1-1614 (537 amino acids)
Source: RefSeq, a predicted model, not a curated record
AUGUACUCGUCGACCUCACUCUUCGAGUCCAUCACAUCCCAAGAUCAAGUCCAUAUCAUUCUCUCGGAUCAUCCCUUUCAUCUCUCUUCACACGAACAAUAUUAUUUUCAAUUAUUAAAAUUCAAAAUCAACACUCGACCUAAACGACCCUUUUCUCUACACUUCAAAGAGUAUGGCUUGAUACAUAAUGAACAUUCUUUAUUAUUUCAACAUGGUCAUCAACCACGUCAUUCAUCAUCUUCCACGUGGAGUCACAAGAAUUCUUCACAUCCCAUUUCACUUCCCCCUAUUCGCAUUAUUUAUCAUAAAUAUUCAGACGCUCGACGGAAUGAAACGAAUAAUUCAAGUACUAUUGGAACAAAUACAUCAGGUUCGAAAGGUCAUUCUCAACACAAUCAUUCGAUUUUAAAAUCUUUUAAUUCGACCACCACCACUAGAAAAGAACAAACAUUCAAAUUGCAUCAACCCACCAACAUUGCAAUUUCUCAUCAACAUGAAUGUAUUAUCGUAUCUUGCUCUUGUAACGUGAUAUUCUUUGAUUUGUAUUCAAAAUUGUUAUUGCAAGAAUCUCCAUUGUGCCCUUUCAAUAUCAAAUGUUUAUGUGUUGAAAUGUUAUUCCAUUCUUUAUCAAAUGCCAGUCAUAACCAACAUUAUGGAGAUGCCUUAAUUGUGUCCUGUGAAGAUCAAUGUAUUUAUAAAUUUGAGCUCUCCAAACUCAAGCCUAACACGAAGAAUGGAGGAGUAUGGUCCAGUAACAGACGAGAGUAUGGGUCGUCUCUGAUUCACAUUUCAAAACCAAUUUGGAAAACUGGAAUUCCAUUUUAUUCCGAUGGGUUGACUCUAGCUCCGUUGCAAUCCUUCUCUGAUCCCGUUGGUCUCUCCUUGUGUUAUCCACAUUUGAAUGGUCAUCCACAAACAUUCACUCGUGACAAUCCCUUGUCCAAUGAAAUUUCUGGAAUUUCAUGCAGGACUUUACUCUAUGUUUGUGAUUUUGGAAAGGAUUGUCUCAAAGUGUUGGACACUUCCAAUGGUAAAGUCAUUCAAGUCAUUGAUGAAUUAGUUAUAGCUUCACAAUCCUGUCCAUUGCGAAGUGGUCCAAGUUCCAUCUCAUCGACGCACCAUACUCAGAGAUUGUUUCAAACUCCCAUUUUCAAUCCGAAAUGUGUCCAAUUAUUACAGAAUGGUCAUUUACUCUUGUUUCAACAUGACGGCGAUGAAGCACGAGUCGGUAUCUUUCGACAAGAUCAUUCCACGCUCCAUCUCGUUAAAUUAUUGAGUUCAGAAACGUGUGCGGAAGAAUUGUAUUUUCAUGGACAGAAUGCCUUACUAGUGGAUCAAGUUUCUGGAAAUUUAUUGGUAUGUGAGAUGUUUCCUCAUAGAAUUCGAGUCUAUGAUCCAAAGAAUUAUAGCCAAUUGAAAUGUUAUGAUUUUGAACGAACCAUUAAGGAUCCCAAAAAGAUGAUGUUGAGAAAUGAUUUACAUUCGAUAGAGGGAGGAUGGGGAAAUGCUUCUGGAAAGCCACCACGAGUACCAACUGGCAUGUGUUUGAAUGAAUGGACUGGAGAGUUGUUUGUGUUGGAUCGAAGAAGUGCUCAAGUUCAUAUUUUUGUCUAG